Molecule: messenger RNA, 4824 nt
Organism: Artibeus jamaicensis (Jamaican fruit-eating bat)
Lineage: Eukaryota; Metazoa; Chordata; Mammalia; Chiroptera; Phyllostomidae
Gene: MST1R
Product: macrophage stimulating 1 receptor
Exons: 19
Coding region: 247-4530 (1427 amino acids)
Biological process (GO): multicellular organism development; nervous system development; cell migration
Cellular component (GO): membrane; signaling receptor complex
Molecular function (GO): transmembrane receptor protein tyrosine kinase activity; ATP binding; protein binding
Source: RefSeq, a predicted model, not a curated record
AGCGGCAGCUCGUACUGCGAGCAGGUGAGUCGGCCUCUCCAGUUCCUGCCGGCGGUGUGUAUCCGUCUGCGCCAGGGGCUCAGACCGAGGGCCGGGGAGGAGAGGGGAGCAUCACAGGAGCUCCAGGUGGGGUCCGCUGCCCAGGGCUCCCAAGACCCGCGCUGGACGCUGGUCCCAGCCCUCGAGUCUGCUCCCAUCCAGGCUUUUGGCCUGUGGGAAUCCCCGUGGGGCCCCAGCUGGGCCUCAAUGGAGCUCCUGCCACCGCACUUGCAGUCUCCCCUGUUUCUGCUGCUCUUGCUGCUGCCGCCGGCGGUGCCUGAGGCUGGCAGGUCCUGUCAGUGCCCGAGCAUCCCCUACGCUGCCUCCCGUGACUUUGGCGUGAGGUACACGGUGCCCAGCUUCUCGGCUGGCGGGCCAGUACAGGCCCUGGCGACCUAUGAUGGGGGCGAGGAUGGAAGUGCGGUGUUCGUGGCCACGCGCAAUCGCUUGUACAUGCUUGGGCCAGACCUGCAGUUCCUUGAGAGCCUGACCACAGGACCUGCUGGGGACCCUGACUGCCAAACGUGUGCAGCCUGCGGCCCGGGCCCCCACGGCCCGCCGGGGGACACAGACACACAGGUGCUGGUGCUGGAACCAGGACUGCCGGCCCUGAUCAGCUGUGGCUCAAGCCUGCACGGCCGCUGCUUCCAGCAUGAGCUAGAGUCCAACGGAACCACCCUGCACUUGGCACCACCAGCCUGCCUCUUCUCCACGCGCCACAACCGGCCUGAAGACUGCCCCGACUGCGUGGCCAGCCCUCUGGGCACCCUCGUGACCGUGGUUGAGCAGGGCCACGCUGCUUACCUCUAUGUGGCAUCUUCUCUGGACGCGGAGGUAGCCUCGAGCUUCAGCCCACACUCAGUGUCCAUCCGGCGCCUCAAGGCGGACGCAUCAGGAUUCGCACCAGACUUUGAGGCGCUGUCGGUGCUGCCCCGGUACCUCCCUUCCUACCGCAUCGAGUACGUGUACAGCUUCCACUCGGGAGCCUUCGUCUAUUUCCUGACCGUGCAGCUGGCUAGCUUGGCCGCUGCUUCUGGCACCCUGCACACGCGCCUGGCCCGCCUCAGCGCAGUCGACACCGAUAUGGGCAACUACCGUGAGCUGGUUCUGGAUUGCCAUUUUGAGCCUAAACGCCGGCGACGCGGGGCUUCUGGGGCUGGGCAGCCAUAUCCAGUACUGCGGGCAGCACACACAGCUCCUGUGGGCAGCCGGCUGGCCGCUGAGCUGAGCGUAGCUGAGGGCCAGGAAGUGCUCUUUGGGGUCUUCGUGGCCAUCAGAGACAGCAGCCCGGGCGGCAGUCCCAAAUCUGUCGUCUGUGCCUUCCCCGUCGAUCUGGUGAACAAACUCAUCGAGGACGGCGAGGAACGCUGCUGUGAGCCGCCCGUGCACCCAGGCCUCCGGAGAGACCUCGACUUCUUCCAGGCCCCCAGUUUGUGCCCCAACCCGCCUGGCCUGGCGUCCCUCAGCCCCAACACCAGCUGCUACCACUUCCCUCUGCGGGUCAGCAGCAGCCUCUUACGGGUGGACCUGUUCAACGGGCUGUUAGGGCCGGUGCAGGUCACUGCGCUGCACGUGACGCGCCUCGACAAUGUCACAGUGGCCCACAUGGGCACCACUGAUGGGCGCAUCCUGCAGGUGGAGCUGGCCAGGUCUCUCAACUACCUGCUGUACGUGUCCAACUUCUCACUGAGCAACAAUAAGCAGCCCGUGCAGCGGAAUGUCAGUCGCCUUGGGAACCACCUGUUCUUUGCUUCUGGGGACCAGGUCUUCCAGGUACCUAUCCAGGGCCCAGGCUGCCGCCACUUCCUCACCUGUGGGCGUUGCCUGCGGGCGCAGCAUUUCAUGGGCUGUGGCUGGUGUGGAGACUUCUGUGGCCGGCAGAAGGAAUGUCCUGCCUCCUGGCAGCAGGACCAUUGUGCUCCUGAGCUUACUGAGUUCUGUCCGCCCAGUGGACCCCGAGGGGGCAGCACGAGGCUGACCUUGUGUGGCUCCAACUUCUACCUGCGCCCUGAUGGUCUGGUGCCUGAGGGCACCCAUCAGGUCACCGUGGGCCAAAGUCCCUGCCGGCUGCUGCCCAAGGACAGCUCAAACUUCAGCCCAGUGUCCCGGAAGGGCUUCAUAGAAGAGCUUGAGUGUGAGCUGGAACCCUUGGGCACACAGUCAGCUGGGCCUGCCAACAUUAGCCUCACUGUCACCAACAUGCCACCGGGCAAGUACUUCCGGAUAGAAGGCACCUCCUUGCUGCAAGGCUUCUCUUUCGUGGAGCCAGUGCUGAAAGAAGUACAACCCCUCUUUGGCCCACGGGCAGGGGGCACCCACCUCACCCUUAAAGGCCAGGGCCUGUCCACAGGCACCAGCCGGGCCGUGCUGGUCAACGGGACGGAGUGUCUUCUGGAAAGCGUCAGCGAGGGGCAGCUUUUAUGUACCACGCCGCCCAGUGCAGCCUCGGCGAGCGUUCCCGUCCGCCUGCAGGUGGGGGGUGCCGAGGUGCCUGGCUCCUGGACCUUUGACUACCGGGAAAACCCCAUUGUGCUGGGCAUCAGCCCCCACUGUGGCUACACCGGCUCCCACGUCACCAUCCGUGGCCAGCACCUGACUUCAGUGUGGCGCCUAGUGCUGUCAUUCCAUGAUGGGCUUAAGGUGGUGGAGAACAGGCAGUGUGAGGGGCAGCUGCCGGAGAAGCAUCGGUGCCGCCUGCCCGAAUACGUGGUCCGAGGCCCCCAGGGGUGGGUGACAGGGAACCUGAGUGCCCGGGGGGAUGGAGCUGCCGGCUUCACACUGCCUGGCUUUCGCUUCCUGCCCCCGCCCCACCCGCCCAGCACUGACCUGGCCCCACUGAAGCCUGAGGAGCAUGCCAUUAAGUUCGAGUACAUUGGGCUAGGAGCUGUGGCUGACUGUGUGGACGUGAACGUGACCGUGGGUGGUAAGAGCUGCCAGCAUGAGCUCCGAGGGGAUGUGGUCAUUUGUCCCCUGCCCCCCUCCCUGCCACUGGGCAAGGACGGCACCCCACUGCAGGUCUGCGUGGAUGGUGAAUGUCACAUCCUGGGCAGAGUGGUGCGGCCAAGCUCAGAAGGUGUCCCACGGAGAACAGUCCUCGGUAUCCUCCUGGCCCUGGCCCUGCUUGUGGUUGUGUUGGCCGCUGCACUUGUCUUCAGCUACCGGCGGAGGAAGCAGCUGGUCAUUUCUCCAAACCUGCACGGCCCGGCAUCCUCGGACCAAAUCGCCAGAGCCACGCCUCUGCCCCUGCUCCAGCCUGGCUCCUGUCACCGAUACAGCCCUGGUGAGACAAAGGCGCCUGAAGCUGAGGCCGAGUCCUCUGCUCUGCAAGUCGCUCACUCUCCCACCUCCACAGCAGCACCUUCCGCGGGUGGUCUGGAUUCCACCCCCUGGGGCCACAGCGAGUCCUUCUCAGACAGCGGGGAUGGGGCCCGUGUCCCGCUGCUUCGGACAAAGUCCAUUCAGCUUGGGGAUCUGGACUCUGAGCUCCUGGCCGAAGUCAAGGAUGUGCUGAUUCCCCACGAGCGGGUGGUCACCCACAGUGAUCGAGUCAUUGGCAAAGGCCACUUCGGGGUUGUCUACCACGGAGAAUACACAGACGAGACCCAGACUCGAAUUCACUGUGCCGUCAAGUCACUGAGUCGCAUCACGGAGCUGCAGGAGGUGGAGGCCUUCCUGCGAGAGGGGCUGCUCAUGCGCGGUCUGCACCACCCAAAUGUGCUGGCCCUCAUUGGAAUCGUGCUGCCGCCCGAAGGACUGCCCCAUGUGCUGCUGCCCUACAUGCGCCACGGGGACCUGCUCCGGUUCAUCCGCUCGCCCCAGCGGAACCCCACCGUGAAGGACCUCAUCAGCUUCGGCCUGCAAGUGGCCCGCGGCAUGGAGUACCUGGCGGAGCAGAAGUUUGUACACAGGGACCUGGCUGCUCGGAACUGCAUGCUGGAUGAGUCUUUUACAGUCAAGGUGGCUGACUUUGGCCUGGCCCGAGGUGUCCUGGACAAGGAAUACUACAGUGUCCAACAGCACCGUCAUGCUCGCCUGCCUGUCAAAUGGAUGGCACUGGAGAGUCUGCAGACCUACAGGUUCACCAGCAAGUCCGACGUGUGGUCAUUUGGUGUGCUGCUGUGGGAGCUGCUGACACGAGGGGCCCCUCCGUACCCUCACGUCGAUCCUUUUGACCUCCCUCACUUCCUGGCCCAGGGUCGUCGCCUGCCCCAGCCUGAGUAUUGCCCAAAUUCUCUGUACGCGGUGAUGCUGCGCUGCUGGACAGCGGACCCUGCGAUGCGACCCACCUUUGGAACGCUAGCAAGAGAAGUCGAGCAAGUGGUGGCGGCUCUGUGUGGGGACCACUACGUGCAGCUGUCCGUGGCCUACGUGAACCUGGGCCUUGAUGCCCCCAAGGACGCAAACGUGCCCCCAGAACAGUCACUGUCCCCGCCUGUGCACAGGAGCCCUGGGCGGCCUCGGCCCCUCUCAGAGCCACCAAGGCCCACGUGACCUCAGCCAUAGGCAGGCCCCAAGGGGCUGGACCUGCAGAGCUACUCCUGGGAGUUAACCUCUGGGCUAUGCCACACCAAGGGGUGGCCCGACCUGCACUCUGCCCUGUCCCUUACCCUUACCCACAAGGCUGUGGGAGGGGAACAAGGCACAUUGACCCCUCACUUCACAGAGGGAGCCAGUGAGGGUGACCCUUGAUGUAAUGAAUACUUAUGGAGCUGCCGGGUGCCUGGCCUGCUGGGCACAGGGACUCAGCCAUGACCAGCCACCCGCCCAUGAACCAGUAAAUAAACA